AUGACCGUCUCGAAAUGGGUGACCCUGGUUCGCCAGUGUCUGCAGCAGCGAAUAUCAGUGGGAGAAUUUGGCGAAUUCUUGCACAGCUACGGUGAUGGCAUCGACGGCAAGCGGCUCUUUAAUGCCUUGAUUGAAUGCCGGCGAUCAUUUUGUGCACCCGGAGACCCCCUGAUUUCGUUAUAUGUCGACUAUGUGGGCACUGCUGGAAUGGUCAAGGUUUCCGAUGCCCUCCUUGUCCUCAUCAGCAAAUGGAAUGAAAUGAAAACACCGCCAACACAACCCGUUCUAGGCUGCUACAAUCAGACACUACAAGAUAUUACCAUGAUCAUUGUGUCCGCCAGGUACAAGACCAAUGCAUCGGAAGUGUGCACAUCCCUCUUGCUCUCGUCGAGAUGGCUUUCUUCACUGGCCCGCCAUCUCUCACAACAACUGGGCGAUUCAGCAAAUCCAGAGCACAGCCCUGUCAUCGAGGCUCUUGCCUUUCUUGUGGUGUCACUCGCUGCGACUGAUGGUGGACUUGAGGCCCUGUCACCAGCUAAUAUCUCCAAAGGUGACCCCAAGAAAGGAUCUGGCCGCGAAUUGCGGACGUCAUUAAGACAGGCAAUGGAGCACUGCCUGCCGCUGUAUCCGGUUCUCUCAACUCAACUCAUGGAACGAGUCAACGCCGUACUGAAGCAUAUCAAUCUUCUUGAUGAUGGUUCGUCACAGCCAGCCAACUCAUCGACACAAUCUUCUGAGAUUCAGGCUCUUCAAUUUCAAGUUUCUAUUCCUGAUUCUCAGAUUGUGGCGUCGAAACCAGGCACACUGAUUUAUCUUGAGAAUAUGCUGUCGACAGGUUCAACAAUUGAUGACGGCAUUGUGGUCAACUUUUUGUCUUCAAGGCAUCAGAAUGAUUACCAAGCCAUGUUCAUUGAUCUCUUUACGUCGUCCUUUCGCAUUCUGAAGACUCAAAAUACCGCUCCGAAAAUGCAGUUGCUUCAUCAACAAUGUCAAACCUUCGCGCAAAACAAGCUUCCAGUACUUCUUUCCAUGAUAUCCGCUUCCUCCUUCAACAGCUUCAAUACGGAACAAGCGAUUACCGAUGCGUGGCAUCAAGUUAUGCCGUCAAAUCAGGGUCUUCUUAUGACAGGCUUUCGUUUCUUACACAUCUGCUCACUACACCAUUUACUAACGCCGCACGGCGCAACCCGGCUCAUUGGCAGCGAAGAUUUAGUCGCAAACAUGAGCAAAGGCCUGUUCGCAAAAGACGACCUAGUUCUGCAAGUUAGCUCAAAUCAUACCAGGGGACCAAAGCUUGUGGAAGAGCUUAUUCGCAGCGAUGGAAGUGCCGGAUCCAUCAGCCAAGCUUUAGUUGAGGCAAGUUCACGUAUCAUGCACAAUUACUGUCAAAGUAAAGAAACUCAAUAUCUCAAAGACCUUGCAAAUUCGAUCUUACGACGGCCUGCGACAAUCAAUUUCAUCAGCUUAUUUAUUCGCCCGUCUUAUUGGUUGGGGCCACUUUGUACCUUGUUGGAUGAUUGGCGUUGGGACGAGAUACACGAAGGUGAAGCUCAACCAGUAUACGACGACUUCGGAGCCGUUUUUCUCCUCAUUCUAGUGAGCAAGGCUCGAUUGGGAUUGACAAAAUCUGAUAUUGGAAUCCGGAAGAAGGAUGGCUUUCUUGCUGAAUAUCUCGAACGCGACAAUUCCGAGGAAAGUUUGGAAAAUCUUUCUGAAGAGAGGAAAACACAUCUGGGGAACUGGAUCAACGCCCUUUACCUCGCCGAAGGUUUAAGCGAUGAAUUAUUCACCAAUUGCAGCCCACACGACUUCUACCCGCUGAUACCAACUCUUCUUCGACAGUCCAUAGCAGCCAACCAGCAGGGCAAGCUGACACAAGAUUCUUUGAAAGCGGGAUUAGAUUACUUAAUGGAACCAUUUUUGCUGCCAUCGUUAAUUUCCGCCUUGAACUGGGUUGGAAAAUUGAUCCUGGAAGACCCAGUGUCAGCGAAGGUAGUCCUGGAAGUGUUGGUCAAGCCACCGGGCGGAACUGACUCCCAAGACAUACACCAAACUAUUCUUGCAAUGUGCGCACCUCAACUUCGCAAACGAAUCGAGUGCAUUCAACAUCAAGACGACAAAUUCGAAUCAAUCAUCAAAACCCUAAAUCAAUGCCCCGAAUUCUCUCUUUCCGUGGAAGCAGAAGCACAUAUCCGAGAUAAGGGUCUUUUCAGUGGACUGCAAAACAGUAUCGUCACAAUGAUCACAUCUGCUAGUGCUCUGGAAAUUGAUGAACAGCUGAUCGUCCAAAAUGUUUCAUCCAUGGUACAUCACGCCAUUGAGCUACGAGGAGCCGAUGCAACUUUGCGAGCUCUCAUUGGCGUUCUACUACAAUUGAGUGAUAGUCAUGACUUUCUCUUUGCUCUGGACACGGUUUCGACUAUUGUUUGCGUGGCUGGACACCGAGUUCGUGAUGUCUUGCGCUCUCAAUACAACAAUCUCAGUCCAUUGUUGAAGAAGGGUGAAACAUUGCUUGCCGAGGCGAUAGUUCGUCUUCACCGGCAGGUGGAAGCCUACACAAAUGUUCUCACUGUUCAAGACAUGGGAUUGGAUGCCUUUUCGUUUGCCCAACAACUUACAAAUAUUGAUACGGCCAACCCCAAUCUUGACGACAAUACAGCUGUAUCUGGAGGUCUGGACAUGCAGACAGAACAAGUUCAAGCAGAUGGUAUUGAUCAAGUUCUGGACGAAGUUGCGGCAAUGGGUAAUUUGGACUCCAAUGAUGCUGAUAUGAGUUUUGAUGCUUUCUAUGGCUUACACAGCACAGAUAUGGAUCUGAAUGACUUGGAUUUGGAUAUGUUCUGA
This is a messenger RNA of Rhinocladiella mackenziei CBS 650.93, 2844 nucleotides long. RefSeq lists its product as uncharacterized. Gene Ontology annotation, biological process: regulation of transcription by RNA polymerase II. Gene Ontology annotation, cellular component: mediator complex. Bases 1 to 2844 code for a protein of 947 amino acids. The transcript is spliced from 6 exons. The record is from RefSeq and is a predicted model, not a curated record. NCBI's taxonomy places the organism in Eukaryota, Fungi, Ascomycota, Eurotiomycetes, Chaetothyriales, Herpotrichiellaceae. Gene Ontology annotation, molecular function: transcription coregulator activity.